AUGGCUUUAUGGAUUUCACCGAUAGCGAAGAAAAUUCUGCCACUUGUCCCAAUUAUAUGAGUCUUCAAUAACGAGUUCUACAAUAUCAGUAAUUUCUAAAAAGGAAGAGUAAAAGGAGAUUCUAUGUAUCCCACAUUAAAUCCCAAUUUAAAGACUUCAUCAAGCCUUAUUGAAGAUGAUUAUGUGCUGGUUGGAAGUGUUUCCCCAAGUACCAAGCUGAAAUCCUUAAAAGACAAGAUCGUUAUUUUAAAGAAUCCAUAUAAUCCUAGAGAAAGAGUUAUUAGAAAGGUUAAAUGUGUUGAAGGAGAAUGGUGUCCAUCUGGAAAUGGGUUUAUUUAUGUACAAGCUGGGCAUGCGUGGGUGACGCCAGAAAAUCCAUCACAUGUAGAUGAAAUUGGAAGCACUUCGAUUCCACUGGGACUAAUAGAAGGAGAAGUCAUAAAAGUUGUCUGGCCGAUUGAUCGCUUUGGAGCUCAAAUUUAUUCGUAA
Blepharisma stoltei is the source of this 489-nucleotide messenger RNA. Lineage: Eukaryota; Ciliophora; Heterotrichea; Heterotrichida; Blepharismidae. The record is from the annotation of a GenBank genome assembly.